UGAGUUUAACGAACAAAUCAACACAGCAGAUACAAACUGUGAGAGGUGAGACUUUUUCGUGUGUAAGUCGUGUAUUUUCCACGUUUCUCUUUUUUUCUGUUGUGUCGAUAAAACAACUUUUAAAGCGAUGAAAAAUGAACUUUGUUAAGCUAUUUUUUUUUUUGUUUUUACAAUGCUGCUGUUAGCUUAUGCUAACGGACGAGCUGGACAUUUUUGUUCGUCCCUGUCUUCGUAAUGUUCAAUUGACUUUUAACGUGAUUGGAUGUUACACUGAAAAACUUAAGUGUUGUGUUCUGUGUAACGGAUAAUUGUUGUUUGAUGCCUGGAUGAAGAUAUAAGCAGUGACUCUAAACAUCCGCUAAUAUUUGCGCCAUGAAUCCGUCCAAUCCGUUCGGCAGUCCACAAGGUGGGGCUUUCCAAGCUCCAAGCAACACUAUGAAGACUGGUAUGUUUCAGCCAUUUGGACAGCAGAGUUCGGGCAACCAGCCCCAAAAUAUGGGGUUUUAUCAACCCUCCGCGUUUGGACAGCCCUCAGCUCAGGGAGGUACCAUCUUUGGGCAGACCCCUGCCUUUGGACAGUCAUCUGCUCAGCCCCCCUCGCUGCCUGCAGCAAGCCAGGCGCCAGCAUUUGGACAGCAAUCAUUAGCAAUGGGUACCACAGGCUUUGGUAGUACCACCGCAUCAGCUUUUGGACAGACUAGUGCACCGAGCCAGAGUUCAGUCUUUGGGCAGACGCCUGCAUUCGGGCAGCCUUCUGCAUUUGGGCAGGCUCCAGGAUUUAGCCAGCAGCCUCAGGGGUUUGGCAAACAGCCACCAGCGUAUGGUCAACAGCCCUCUGGGUUUGGAAACUCUCAGAUGUCCUCUGCCUCCACCGCUGCCUUAGGGCCGCCUCAGCCAUUGGGUUUUGGACAGUCUGUGUUUGGCCAGCCGACAUCUACCAGUACCACCACCAGUGUAUUUGGCACAGGUCAGAAUGUGACCCAGCAGAGCAGAGGCUUCGGAUCAACCAAGUUCAGUUUCAAGCCAGCCAACGAGGCACUGUUCAAACCCAUCUUCAGUGCUAGCCCUGAGCCAGCUAACCCUCAAACUACUUCAAUGUCCAGCUCACCUUUUGGGAGCAGCGGGUCCCAGACGAGUGCCAGCACCAUGAAUAGCGGCACCGCCACCACGACUGGAUUCUCUCGACAGCUGGGCUUCAGCUUCUCCCAGCCGGCUGCAGCCCCCUCUAUCUCUGCUCAAAACAACCCACUUACAACUGGCAGUAGCAGCAGACCCUCCAACACUCAGUUGCAGUUCACCUUUUCACAACCAGCCGCCCCUUCCAGCUCCAACGCUCAGGCAUCCACCACCCAGCCCACCACCCCAUCAUCUUUUAGCUUCUCAGCCAAAGGCACUCAGCCCCAGGCAACACCCCUGUUUGGAGGAACAAAUUUUGGUCAGCCUUCAGCUUUUGGAGAUGUCAAACCUAAAACUGAAAUUAGCACAGAUGAUAAAGGGAGCAACCUUGAGGGUCUGGGGGAGACAAAUGUAUUUGCACGAUUAGGUAAAGGCACUAAGCGCAAGGAUGACCCAGUUGUCCCCACCACUGGUCCAGAGAAGGCUGCCACAGAGGAGGAGGUUCCAGCAGAUGCAGAGUCACCAAGACAUCCCCCAAAGAGGCCCCUAAUGAGGUCCCGUGCCCCACUGGGAGGCUUAUUCGGUCGGGCACUGAGUGACCUUCGUCGAGAUGGCACUAACCCAGCGAGGCGUGAGGCCACGAGGGAGACUCAGCCGCAAGCAGCGACAUGGGAGGAGACAGAGAGGGAGGAGGUCCAAGCUAAGAGUGACGACCGACCUGCUACACCACCCACGGCGCAAACACUGACCAAGGACAUGCCGGAAAAAGCUGAAGAAUCAGAUACAGCAAAACCUCCGGAUCAGGACCUUGAAACCCCACCCCCUGCUAAACGUGGCGUACGCAGGGAGAGCUCGGAUAGUCUGAGCGGCAUGUCUCCCACCGACUUCACCUCCAUCAUGUGCAGGAAAGUUCCUCCUGACCUCAACAAGAAGGACGUGAUUGAGAAGCACUUUGCUCGUUUCGGCAGAGUCCAGAAGGUCAUCUGCCGGCCUCCCAAGAACAUGGCCAUAGUACACUUUGAAGACCAUACUUCAGCAGCCCGGGCGAAGAAGAAAGGCAAAAUCCUGCAGCGAAAUGAACUCCUUCUGUUGUGGCAGAGAAAGAAGCAGAGUCCAGGUGACAAAGCAAGUAGACCUGCAGCAAGAAGAGAGGAGGCAGAGGCUGAAAAUCAGGAGGACACCGAGUCUAAGGCCACUUCGUCCCCACUCAGAAGACCUGGACUGAGAGCUCCUGCUGUCAGCAGCAUGGCCACCUUCAGCCGCAGUUCUCCAGUGAAGAGGUCAUCAUUGGCCAAGUCUCUGCAGUUUGAUGCCGAACCUCAGAAGGAGAGCAGCUCAGAGGCCCAGAGCUCAGAGCGUCCAGUCCCCUCCUCCCUCCUCCACCUCAUUGGCCAGGUGGCUGAGACAGCUGAGGACAAGUACCGCCUUCUAGAGCAGCGAGACAAGGUCCUGCGUCAAGGUCGGCCCAAGAGGACGGACCUGGACCUGUCUAAGGUGUUUGUGGGGACGUGUCCUGACAUGUGUCCAGAGAAGGAGAGGUUCAUGAGGGAAACACGGAAACAGCUGAGCAUAUUUGAGGUCAUCCCAGAUACAGAGAUGGUUGAUCACGCAGCAGCCAUCAAGGAGUACAGUCGCUCAUCAGCUGACCAAGAGGAGCCCCUGCCCCACGACUUGCGCCCCCUGCCUGUGCUCAGCAUGACAAUGGACUAUCUUGUGACCCGGAUCAUGGACCAAGGUCAUGACAACUACCGGGACUGGUAUGACUUCGUCUGGAACAGAACCCGCGGAAUCCGCAAGGACAUCAUCCAGCAGCAUCUGAGCUGUCCAGACACGGUGACGCUGAUCGAGAAGUGCACACGCUUCCACGUGCACUGCGCUCACCACCUUUGUGAGGAGCGUACCUCAUCGUUCGACGCCAAGAUCAACAACGAGAACAUGACAAAGUGCCUACAGAGUCUCAAAGAAAUGUACCAGGACCUGGCCAUGGAGCAGACCUUCUGCCCCCGGGAGGCAGAGUUCCGCCAGUACAGCGUGCUGCUGAAACUCAAUGACGGAGACAUCCUGCGUGAGGUGCAGCAGUUCCGUGAGGAGGUUCGCAAUUCCCCUGAGGUGAAGUUCGCCGUGCAAGCGUUCACAGCGGUCAACAGCAACAACUUUGUGCGCUUCUUCAAGCUGGUGAAAGGAGCAUCUUACCUCGCCAGCUGCCUCCUGCACAGAUACUUCAAUCAGGUCAGAGCUAAGGCCCUGAAGACCUUGAACCUGGCUCACACUGUGGGUCCUCGAUCAACUGCGUUCCCACUGGAGGAUAUCGUUCGGAUGUUAAUGUUCCGCAACGCUGAAGAGGCAUCUGACUUCAUCCAGCAGUACGGCCUCAAUGUCAACGAUGAUGUGGUCGAGCUGAGUCGGAUCACCUACCAGGAGCCAGACCCGCCUCCGUCCCAGAAGAAGUCGGAGGUCAUCCUGGCAAAGAAGACGGUGCUGAUUGGAGAGGUGGUGAACGGCGGACCCCUCCCCACCCCCCCACAGCACACCCCAGUCUGCAGCUUCGACUCCCAGAACAAGUACCGAGGAGAAGGACCUCUGGCCGAGCCCGCUCCAGGCCAAUUUAGAGCUAUUGCUCCCAAGAUGGAGGCCAUGCCACCACCCAGCGUGAUGACGCAGGUCGUGCCAACAGUGCCAGAUGAGACCGGAGAGACCAUCGAAUCGUAUCACAGCCCAGCACGUCCAGCAGACACUCAGCAGUUGUUUCAGCCGAUUCCUCAACCUCAGCCUGUCAAACCUCCGUCACCUCCACCCAAACCUGUGUACAGCAGCGAGGACGUUAUGGCCGUGCUGGACUGUGUGAUUGAAGAGGUGGUUGAAGCAGAAGUGAGGGAGGUCGCCCACACUGGCGCCAGCUACGCCACAACAGCUCUUGCGGAGAGCAGUGUGCAGGCAGAGUCCCUGGUGACUGAGGUGGUGGGACAGAUGCUGCAGGAGAUGUCUUCCACUGAGAUCAAGCUGGAACAGGAGCGUGUCGCCGAAGAGAAACGCAAGCUUGAAGAAGCCAGGAGGAAGCAGGAGCACGAGGCCUUCCUGGUUCAGUACAGCUUCUCUCUCUGCAGCGAGAUCAUCCAUGAAGUUUUAGACGAGAGUGUGAAGGAGAUGGCCGCCUCUGAGAUCCAGCUGGCAGUGAACGAGAAAGCAGACUGCGUGGCUAAAUGCACAGAGCAGGUUUGUACCAGUCUAGUCGAGGAGACGCUGAACGCAGACAUCGCUCUGUUGGUUGAAGACAUCCUUGAAGAUGAGCUGCAACGCAUCCACAAGUACAUCAACAGGUGGCGUAAUGUGGUGGCAGUCCGUCGGCAGCUGAAGAGACAGAUGAGAGGUUUCCCUGCAGCUCCUUGCUGUGUGGACCCUCGAUUCAAACUGAAGGCUCUGGCUCCCAGCGCCCCAGCACAGCCCUCCAUGGCAGAUCUGGCACGUGGUCUGGUCAACCUGGGGAACGCCGGCACCUUGGCCCUCUCCAGCACCCGGUUGUUGAAAGUGAGACGAGAAGUGAUCCACCAGAUGAGAGUCCACUACUUCUACCAGCGGCUGCUCGAUGAGACAGUGUGGGCGCCACUCGACCUGCCGGCACUGGUGACGGAAAACAUCUCCAACGCACCUGACAGAAUCUUCUGGAAAGCUGUUCUCCUCUUACCGAGCGACGACGACAGUGUGUCCAGCCUGGCAGACAGGAUCCUGUCUGACUGGCUGGAGGUGAAGCUGGGUGGUGGUAAGGGCUCAGAGGAGAGUGAAGGGCAGCUUGAUGGGACACUGCAGACGCUCUGUGUCACCAACACACUCCAGGAAAAAGAACAACAGGUUCACAAAGUCCACAUCAGUGUCAAGGUGUCCCGUGGCCCUCUGACUGAAGAUGGUCUGUCCAAGAUGGAGGAGCUCUGUGAGCUCCAUGGGACCGGAGCUCUGAUCACGCUGCUCCCCGCCGCUCCCAUCGCCGAGGCCGGGCAGGACGAGCAGGACGUUCCUCUGCUGUCGGCUCUGCUGCAACUCAAACAGCUGCAGCAGGCCAGCAGCUGGCACUGCCCGCUGCCUCUGGUCAUUCUGGUGCCAGGGCCCGACGGUGGUGCCGGUGUUACACAGAAACUUGAAGAAGCCCUGAUGCUGCACACUCUGGUGAAGGAAGGCCUGAUAUCAGAGUACACAUUCCUCUUCAUACCAGAGACCACAAGUGACCUCCAGGGAUCCAAACAGCUGAGUCAGGCUCUGCGUUGGCUGCUGGCUCGCGGUCCACCACCCUUCCCCCUCUCCUGUCAGACUCUAGUGCAGCUCAUGGAGGCCGCUUUGAGUCGUGAGUUCAGUCCCAGAGUUUACGCUCACCGCCAGGAGCGGGCCGCUGCAGGUCUUCCUCCUGAGGAACCUGCGCCUGUCAUCCAGCUGUACAAUGCUGUCCUCGCUCACGUUGCUGACAAAGUGACAUCUCCGGAGCUCAGCAGAUUCUCGUGGCCACCAGGCGAGUUCUACCUGCCUGAUACUCGGGACUUUGUCCCUCAUCAGGGCUGGAACUCGGUUCAGCACCUUGCCUGGCUGCGCAAAGCGAUCCUCAGCCUGCAGCUGCCACAGUGGGAGCCUUCUAACACAGACUCCUGGAAAGAACUUUACUCCUCCAUCUUUGGCUACGCCGCUCAGAUCCCCGUCUCACACCGCAGUCAGCCUCUCCUGAUGUCACGGCUGGAAAACCUGCUGCAAAGGGUCCGAUUAAAGACUCAGCGCUCCCGAGUCCCUGGAUCCAAGGUAACCAUGAGCGCCUUGGGCGACGAGGAUGACGGCAUGAGUCCGGCCUUCAGUCGAAUUCCUUGGGACGAUGUGCUGGUGAUUUGCAUCGACCACAAGCUGAAGGACUGGCAGAUCCCUGAGCCACCUGUCUGUGAAGAUGCUGUGACAGAAGACGGGGAGAUCCUGGUUUACUUCCCAACAGAGUCGUUGAAGGGUUUUGAGCCACCUGAGAAGUGGACCCGCGCCAUCAGGCAAACCCACAGAGAGAAGCAGCAGGAGAAGGAAGGGGCGAGUGCAGCUGCCUGUGCCACGCCCACCGGUCUGUCCCUGAGACAGAAGUUGUUCCACAGUCUGCUGGAGCCGCUCGAGGCCCCGACAGCCCCGCUGGACAUCACACACACUCCUACAGCUCAAGAGCUACUGGCCCACAGAGUCCUCCAGGACUUAGAGGAGGAGAAGGCUGAGAGCAAAAGGAGCAUGGAGCAGCUCAAGCGUUGGCUGGACGGUGACCCUGUGGAUCACCUGUCCACACCGCUCUUCAUUCCAUCCUCCACUCUGUUGUCCAUGCCCACAACAGUCGCUCAUGCACCCACAGCCAAGACGAGGGAUGCAGCUCUCACUCAGGAGACGGAGCCUGAUGAUCUGUCGGACAGAGCAGAGUGGCCUCGAGCCGGGCCUGUAUCUAUGGCAUGGAGACUGAAGGAGCUGGAGCGACAGAUUUUGGCGAGUCAAGAGGAAGAACUGGCCUGCAGGCUGAAGCUGAGUGGUCUGCUGAGCAUCGUGGAUGACUGAUGAACUAAUGGAAGAAAAACCUUUUAACAGCCGACUCUAAAAACUGAGAACAAACCAUGACUUUCUCUUCUUUUAGUUUGUUGAAGUCAAAUUCACUGAUGGCGUGUGUGUGAUAAAUAAAGUGUCUAAAAUUGGUGUUUGUUUUUGCACAAACCUGAUGAGAUGGUGAGUUUUCAGUGUGUUAAAAUCUCUAGAAAAGCUGCUUGUCCUGUUUACCUUUAACACAUUGAAUUACUUGGAUUGUAUUUGUUUCAUCAGACACUAUCUAUGGAAUAAUUCCUGUGUUGUCUGAACCUAUUUUUGUACUGUUGUGAGAUUGUAUAUUAACUAAAUUUUGAAUAAAUUUUACAUUUUCUAUGUAAA
Messenger RNA from Acanthopagrus latus (yellowfin seabream), 7029 nucleotides. RefSeq names its product minichromosome maintenance complex component 3 associated protein. Gene Ontology annotation, molecular function: RNA binding. The record is from RefSeq and is a predicted model, not a curated record. NCBI's taxonomy places the organism in Eukaryota, Metazoa, Chordata, Actinopteri, Spariformes, Sparidae. Gene Ontology annotation, cellular component: nucleus; cytoplasm; transcription export complex 2. The transcript is spliced from 28 exons. Gene Ontology annotation, biological process: mRNA export from nucleus. The coding region runs from base 373 to 6666 and encodes 2097 amino acids.